Molecule: messenger RNA, 1380 nt
Organism: Paraglomus occultum
Lineage: Eukaryota; Fungi; Glomeromycota; Glomeromycetes; Paraglomerales; Paraglomeraceae
Source: the annotation of a GenBank genome assembly
AUGAGCAAAUACUCUCCGGUCAGCGUCCUCGAAGACGAAUCUAUAGCACCUAGCCAGCGAAUUAAUUGUAGGGGAAACCUAAGACGGCUAUUGCUAAUCUUACUAUUCUUCGCACUUACAAUCGUUACACUUUGGAACGUCGUUCCUGGUCUAUUCCUAAACGUUAAGAAUUUCGACGAUAACAGUCUCGCUCCACCAAUGGAUCAUAGCACACCCAGCGGAGGCAAGGUCAUUGCGGGAUAUUUUGUCUCGUGGGGUAUAUACGCUCGUGCUUUUACUGUAUCGGACUUGGAUCCGUCUAAACUUUCGCAUAUACUCUACGCCUUUGCCGAGCCCAAUGCCGACGGCACGGUCAUUCUUAAAGAUCCGUGGGCUGACACCGACAAACACUUUGAUGGCGAUUCGUGGAAUGACACGGGAAACAAUCUUUAUGGAAAUUUCAAACAGCUAGGUUUGUUGAAAAAGAAGAAUAGACACCUGAAAGUUAGCUUGUCAAUCGGAGGGUGGACGCUAUCGAAGAACUUCCCGACAAUGGCUGCUCACAAAUCGUCAAGACACAAGUUUGUCGAGUCAUCUAUUGCUCUGCUCAAUGAUUUAGGCUUGGAUGGAUUAGAUGUUGACUGGGAGUAUCCAGAAAACAGUAACGAUGCUCGUAACUAUGUUACACUUCUUCAAGAACUUCGUCAAGGACUAGACGAAUAUGCAUCUUCGAAAAGAGAGACAAAUCGAUAUCUUUUAACGGCCGCGGUGCCAGCUGGUGCAUCCAAGUAUCGUAUCCUCGACUUGAAUGGGAUGAGCAAAUACCUCGAUUACUUUUAUUUGAUGGCCUACGACUUUUGCGGUUCGUGGUCGGAUGUCGCCGGACAUCAGGCUAAUCUUUAUGCAGGCGAUCUCAAUAUUGAUAUGGCCGUUAGAUACUAUAUCGAGCAUGGUGUGCAUGCUCAUAAGAUCGUGAUUGGCAUGCCAUUGUAUGGCCGUGCAUUUAGAAACACCAGCGGAGUUGGUGGAAGGUUCAACGGCGUUGGAGAGGGAACUUGGGAAGAAGGUGUCCAUGAUUACAAGAAGCUGCCUCCCAAUGAUGCGGAUGAAAUCGUGGAUCAUGUUGCAGUCGCAGCAUACAGUUAUAAUAGCAAUAGCAAAGAGCUUAUCAGUUAUGAUAAUCCCCACGUCGUUGCACGUAAAGCUCAAUAUAUAGUUGCAAUGGGUUUGGGAGGGGCAAUGUUCUGGGAAUUGAGUGCUGACCAUCCAACCGACAACGAACGGUCGCUAUUAAGAACUGUGUAUAAUGAAUUACAUGGAAGUACAGAGAUGGACAGGACACCAAAUCACAUCUCAUUUCCUAAAAGUAAAUAUGAUAACGUUAAAGCCGGCUUUGAGUGA